Messenger RNA from Microthlaspi erraticum, 1173 nucleotides. NCBI's taxonomy places the organism in Eukaryota, Viridiplantae, Streptophyta, Magnoliopsida, Brassicales, Brassicaceae. The record is from the annotation of a GenBank genome assembly.
AUGGCCGGGACUGAUGUUUCAGAGAGACCGAAUUGCAAGCUGAUACUUGUUGUCGACAAGGAGAAGAACAAGGUUGUCUGGGCCGAGGCUGGUAAGGAUUUUGUUCAUGUAGUCCGUAGUUUUAUGGCGCUGCCAAUGGGUACUAUUGUGAGAUUGCUGGAGAAAUAUGAGCCGAAUCAAAAGUCUCAAAUAGGCUGUUACAACAAUCUCUACAAAAGUGUCUCUGAUUUGCCCGUUGAUGAUUUCAUGAGGGAAGCUUGUAAGGGUAUGCUUUUGUACCCGGAGAAGCAAUGCAGACAGCUUCAUCUUAACAUAGAUGAUGAUACCGAGUGUGAUGAGAUAUUUGAUCUUAACAUUGAUGGUGAUAAAAGAUCUGUCAUCAUUACCGAAAAUAUGAAAGUGGAAUUCGCUUCUAUCGCUGUCGUCCUGGACACACUUCAUGGACUUGGUUAUGAAAAUCUUGACAAGCUUGAGAAUAUAUGUGUAGAUGUUGGUCACAAAGAGGUUCUAUCUCUGCUCCUUUGCUUGUUCUCGUCGGAAACUCCUUUGACUGAUGUCUUCUUGAACAAACAUAGCUCUUGUGGUAUGAUGACAAGAUUGCCUGACAUGCCUACUCUCACUUCCAUGCAAGGUAGAGGUGAAGCAGAACCAAAUGAAGUUGUUUCACUCACUGUAUUUGUUAGGAAGCGGGACAUGAAGGUUAUGUGUGCUGAAAGUGGACAUGAGUUCGUGGAUCUACUUUGCAUUUUCCUGGCUGUCCCUUUGGAGUCUGUGUGGGAAUUAUUAACUCCAAGCAGUGUCCAACUGGGAUGCCUUGGCAACUUUUGUACAAGCAUGAAGAGCUUGUUCUCUACGGGAGAUGUAGUUUCCACGUGUAUGCUUCCUCUGGAGUAUAGCUUCCAGAAAUCGUUGCUCGGUGACUCUUACGAAAUGAAUAAUUUCAGUGAUUUGGACUACGGAAGUUAUGAUGAUGGAAGUUCGGAUUCUGAAGAGAAACCUCAUGAUUUCAGUGGCUUUGUGAAGAGAUUGGCAGAUUACAUGAUCUUAGAUGAUCUUACCAUCAAAGCUGCUAACUCGUAUUCACCAACUGCCUUUCUGAUGGAGUUGGACGUGGGGUUUAAAGAGAUUAAGCCACAUGAAAUCAACAUUAGCAAAACACAGGUAUGUCAUUAA